Messenger RNA from Hippopotamus amphibius kiboko, 3040 nucleotides. RefSeq lists its product as uncharacterized. The transcript is spliced from 5 exons. The record is from RefSeq and is a predicted model, not a curated record. The coding region runs from base 1 to 906 and encodes 301 amino acids. Lineage: Eukaryota; Metazoa; Chordata; Mammalia; Artiodactyla; Hippopotamidae.
AUGAUCUCUGGAUCGACAGAGCCGGUUCUCACGCUAGUUAGUGCCCAUCCUGUUGUGCCAGCCUCCCUAAGGUCGCCUGUUACUCCGGGUGGGGGUGCAGGAGAAUCCGGGUCAGAUUCAAAGAAACUAGCAGGACCCGGGGAUUUGGUUGGGAUGCAGAGUCGGUGUCCCAGAAGGGAAAUAGGGGAGGAAGGACCUCAUGCAAAGCGCGGGGGGCGCCCUCGUCCCGCGUUUGGCCGCCCCUCCCUCUGCUCGCUGGGGCGGCUCUCUCUCGGAAGGCAAGGUCGCCCAGCGCCGGCUCACCCAGUUCGCGGGAGAAGUUCUCCUCCGUUUGUUCCCGGACGCCUAGACCACGGCCGAGAUCCUCCGAGCGGCUGGCUCCGGCCGCGCGCUCGUGUCUGCCCGGAAGGCCGUGACGAGGUCGGCCGCCGGAACAGUGCGCGCAGAGGCUUGGCGCCGGGGCUCCCCUCCCUCCCCGGCAGCUGCGAGUGUUCGUCCGGGCGGGAGCGCGUUGGAGGGGAGAGCAGAGAGCGAGGCCCCUCCUGUGUCCUUACGAGUCAGAGCCAUUGUGCCUCCUCGCUGUGCGGUGAGUGGAUAGCGGGGCGCGCAGUGUGGCAGCGGCGGCGGAGAUUGGAGCGAUCAGGCAGAGCAGAAGAGGAGCUGCUGCUAGGGGCUCCCAGGUCCCUGAGAAACCCUUUGCCAGGCGAAAGAGCUGGUCGAGAGAAGCGCUUGGUACCAGCUCUCUGCGGGACCGAAGCUCCAGGCUGCUCGGGAUCCGCGUGUCCGCUGCUGCGGAAGGAGCGGAGGGGAGGAAGCCAGCGGCUGCUUACUGGAGCCUGGAGACUCAAGAACAACCAGAUUCACAGCACUCUGAAUGUGGACUGCCUUCCGCCGCGCAUCGCCUGAAUGCCUCGUUCUUUACAUUUAUUUGGUUAUGUUGGGGGUAUUUAAGCUUUUCCAGGAAGUUGAUAGCUUACAGAUUUUGAAAAGGUCCAACUUGAUUUUAUUCAGUUUCUUAAAAGGAUGUGUUUCCUGUGGGCAAGAAUUAUGGGAAAUAAAUGUCAGUGUCAUAUACAACUGCAAUAGCAGCUUGGAAAUCACCGUCAUUUCCCCCCCCAAAAGUUUUCCCCAUGCAAGUUUUCUUAAUGCCCAGAAGUAGUGCGUGGAGACUUGGCUUGCUUUAUUAUAUGUAAACUGGGGAAGGGGUUUCCCUUCUAUUUUUAAAAUGCAAGAUAUCAGGGACAUUGUCGUUUUCUUUUAUUUCUUUCUAUUUUUCCCAGUGCUGCCCAUAUAACAAAGCACUGUAAAUGUGGAGAGAAUGGAAUACUUUUAAAAUCUGCAGGAAUGAUGAAAGACUUUGCUCUUGCCAGGCUUGCUUGAAGUUUUUAUUUAAAUGCUGGAUCUUUUUGAGUUGAGAGAAGUAAUUUGGGAUAAGACUGCACUAACAUUGAGAGUGCAAUUCAGCAUGGUAAGAUUUUGCAUGUAGUGUAUGUAAUUGAUCCCUAUAGUUGCACGUUAGCUAAUGGCAGAAAUUGCAUGUGAUGAUAGAAGCAGCCCUUAAUUUUUUGGCAAACGAUAUUUUUGGACUGUGGGAAAAUUUUAAAAAAUCAAUAUUAAAAUUUAUGUGGUAAGAAUAUGGAUACAUUAAUGAAAACAGAAAGGCGAGUUAACUUUAAAAGGAUGGUUUAUUGAACAUCAGUGCCUGAGAUUUCACAUCUACAUAUGGUAAUCAGUGAAAUAAAUGAACCAGUUAGUAUUCUAAGCUUGCAAUACUUGGCUGUGUAGAAAAACUGCUGUUACAUUUCAUUUUCAAUCUCGUUUGUGGGAAUAGAAUAAUGUUGGAUGGGUUUAUUAACUUCCUCACACGUGUGUGCUGUAGAAUCCAGGAUGUCCUGUAAAGCAGAGAGACAAGGUCCGAGAUCUGGCCUCAUUACUCCUUGCCAUCUCUCCACUACAAGGUAUUAUUCACAUGAGCUGCAACUAGUGGAAUCUGGAGCUCCUUCCUUUCCUUCUUCUCUUGCUCUAUACACUUGUAGCUUCCAAUUUGUACCUAAAUCUCCCUGCAGUAGGCCCUAUCACUCAUGUAUUCUUCCUCACAAGGCAGCUUUGAGUUAGGGUUGCACUGAAUUGAAAAAAGUUAAUACCCCAAUAAUUAUAUGCAGUUGUUAGAUAUUGAGUGUACCCAGGCCUUCUGCUAAGCCAGGUGCAGGGAGAAGGUAUAAGGGGAGGCUGGAGUACAGCUGAAGUGAUGAGACAAUAGCUAUGAAGAUGGAUUGUACUUAAGGAAAAUUGGGGCAGUGUGGAAGGGAAGGAAUAGUGCUAAAAUCUGAGGGGUGUGUAGGGUGUGUGUGUGUGUGUGUGUGUGUGUAGAGGGAUGAAUUACCUUCAACAGAAAUCAGUCUUAUCUUAGAUCUGCAUGGGCUAGUUUAUCUCAAAGGUCAGACUCCUUGCUUGAUAAAAGCUUUAAAGAGAGUUGAGAAUCCCGAGAAAAUAAACAGCUCUCACUUGUAGUUAUUGGCUUUCAAAUAAACUCUUCAGUUCUAGGGUCUAAACAGUUUUUCUGAAAUUUUAGUGCCUAAGAAUGCAUAACAAUUGAGAUUUAUGACCUCUAACAGGAGAAAUUGGUUCAAGAGGAUCCAAUUAACUGCAUGUUUAACACUAUGGGUGAUUCCAAUUCUCCUAGUUCAAACAUUAUCCUGUGAAAAAUACAGACUUGGUGCUAAUGAACUUGCUUUUGUUAGGGAGGGUGUUGUACACUCACAUUAGUCUAAAGAUCUUUUUUAGUAUUUAUUUUUGAAUUUUCCUUGUUUUCCAUUAUCAAUGUUGUUAUUAUUGUCACAUCUGUCCUGUGAGAUGAUGGCUGUUCUCAAAUACCAAACUUCUAUCAUUUGUGUAUUUGAAGUGCUGGAUGGUGACCAUUUGAGAUGAAAACUAGGAGGAACUGAAACUAAGGUGAUGGAAAUGCUUCACGAUUAUUGAGCAUUAAUAAAUUUUAAAAAAUCAGUGUGUUGAUGGGUUUGGUUAAAAGAUAGCUUUAAGU